AUGACGAUCUGUACUUAUAACGCACGUACGCUUGCAUCGGAAGCGGUCAUCGAAGAUCUGAUGAUGCAAGCCAAGAAGAUCAAGUACGGCGUCAUCGGACUGACAGAGACGAGACGACGUCACCCUCUCAACGCCGUAUAUGAAACUGGAGAAGAACUGUUCUUAGGAACAUGCGACAGUAGAGGUGUUGGUGGAGUUGGCGUCCUCGUCAACACGAGUAUGGCAAAGAACAUCGACUCUUUUGAACAAAUUACGACCCGAAUCGGACGUCUGCGGAUGAGAAGAUGUAGCCCAACACCAGCUUUGACUAUCUUCAUCUCUUACGCUCCAACAUCAAGCUACGAAGAAGAAGAAGUCGAAGCUUUCUAUAUGGACCUGGAGAAGUUCUACCAAGAAGACUAUGCCUUCUACAAGGUCAUAAUUGGCGAUUUCAAUGCCAAGGUUGGCCCAAGAAGAACGCCGAAGGAACUUCACAUCGGGACCCACGGCCUACAAUGGAAUGACCAGGGGGAGAGGCUCUUCGAGUUCAUCAUGACGACUACGACCAUCCAUGGGAACUCGCAAUUCCAGAAGCCCUCCUCUCUACGCUGGACGUGGGAGUCACCCGGUGGAGGGUACCGUAAUGAAAUAGACCACAUCAUCGUCAAUAAAAGGUUCUGCCUGACGGAUGUCGCUGUUGUACCAAAGUUCUAUACGGGAUCGGACCAUCGUCUCCUCCGAGGAAGAUUUUCCUUCACAGAGAGAGAAGAGAAAGCCGCCAAGUUCAGAAAGCGAAAUCCCAGAACUAUUAUUAACUGUGAUCUCUUCGCUACGUUAGCCGGCUUUUGGGAAGAUUCUGCAAAGGACAACAUCGAUGAGGAAUUUGACCGGCUCGUUGAACACCUUCAAACUGCACGAAGAAGGCUGAGACGUAGAACAGCACGAGCCGCAGGGAACCAAGAACUCACGUCCGAGCUUGCAAGGCUUUGCAGAGAGGCGAUAAAGGAAGACCUUAAGCCAGAGAGAAGAGCAGAAGUGCUGGCUGAAGCUGCAGAGGCGGGGAAAAGCAUCCGCUAUGCCCGUCGAGACUUCGCCAGUCGCAAGACGAGGAUGACUGCUCUCCGGAACCAAAAGGAAACAGUCAUUGCAUCGAGAAGGGGGAUGGAGAAAAUCAUCUACGACUUCUACUCUGAUCUCUUCGACAGCCAUGUCCACUUGCCUCUUCACCAUCUGAGGGAAGAUGGACAAGUCAUUCCAGAGAUUCUCCCGUUCGAAAUACGACAUGCUAUCAUGCCGGUAAGAAAUCGUACGGCACCCGGUCCCAACAGAAUAAGACCGGAACACCUGAAGAGCCUUCCGCCAGUACUCAUCGACACUUUGGCGAGGCUCUUUACACGUUAUCUGUCGGAAUGCAAGGUUCCUAAACAGUGGAAGACCAGCAAGACCGUGUUGUUGUAUAAAAAGGGAGAUCCACAUGACAUCGGCAACUAUCGUCCAACCUGCCUACUGUCCGUCAUCUACAAGCUCAUUACGGGAGUGAUCCUUAAUAGGAUUGAAAAAGUCCUGGAUGAAGGACAGCCAUGCGAGCUAGCAGGGGUUCGAAAAGAAUUCAGCACGAUUAACCACAUUCACACUGUUUCGAAACUUAUCAAGGUAUCACGAGAGUACAAGAUGCCGCUCUGUCUCACCUUCAUCGACUUGAAGAAGGCAUUCGAGUCAUUUGAGACGGAAGCGGUCGUGGAACCCUUGGACAACCAAGGCGUCCCUACUCAGUACAGUAACUUCACCUUCAAAAGUUGUACAGUAACUUCACGACCGGAAUUUCGCCAUUCUGCAAGAACAUCAUCAUUGACGUGA
Messenger RNA from Necator americanus (New World hookworm), 1836 nucleotides. RefSeq lists its product as uncharacterized. The coding region runs from base 1 to 1836 and encodes 611 amino acids. Gene Ontology annotation, molecular function: catalytic activity. The record is from RefSeq and is a predicted model, not a curated record. Lineage: Eukaryota; Metazoa; Nematoda; Chromadorea; Rhabditida; Ancylostomatidae. The transcript is spliced from 2 exons.